AUGGCAGGAGUCCGAAGCAAGCAGCCAGCAGCCGCUCCUGCCGGUGCUGCGCCACCGCGAGGAAGGCCCUGCCAGCCAGUCUUCAAAGGAGGACACCAUGCAAGUGCAAGCGGGACUGCCGCACCAAUUCGUGCAGCACCUCCACCCUGGGCAACCCAUGGACCGGAGGUGAUGGACGUCAAUUUCCGAGGCAAGCGUGCUCAUCCGUGGCUUGGUUGCAGCCGAUUUACUUUAUGCACUUGCGUGACGGCCAAGGUGGUUGGAGCUGGCUACAAGACCCAUUUCCUAGUCUAG
This is a messenger RNA of Symbiodinium pilosum, 294 nucleotides long. The record is from the annotation of a GenBank genome assembly. Lineage: Eukaryota; Dinophyceae; Suessiales; Symbiodiniaceae.